This is a messenger RNA of Coregonus sp. 'balchen', 13857 nucleotides long. Lineage: Eukaryota; Metazoa; Chordata; Actinopteri; Salmoniformes; Salmonidae. The record is from the annotation of a GenBank genome assembly.
AUGGCGUUACGGGUGAUCCGACUGGUCCUCCCCUCGGGGACCGCCGUGUUCAAAGUAGGGACAACUAUUCGGACGGUAAGAUUGCCUAAUUGCCUAAAUGCUCUCUCGCGCAACGAAGGGCAUUAAGUUCACACGCUUCGGUACAAGGACACCAGAACAACAAUUCUAAUGCUAACAAGGCUAACAGUCAACAACUAUUCUGCAAUAAUGUAUUGUGAAUAAUUAACAGCAAUAUGCAUUUAACUCAAACAAGAUGUCUAGCUAGUUAGCUAAAUUAAUUAGCUAACGUUCGCUAGAUGAGCUCAACAUUGGCUAGCUAACUUAGUCAUUCUCAGUUUUAUCAACUACAAUGAGAUAGCUAUCUAUCGAAAUAUGCUUCAUUCAUGGUGGGCAGGAUGGUCAGAAGGUUGCCCGGUGGACCAGCUAUUACCUGUUGACAGGACAGAAGCAUGACACUCAAAUGCCCAUUCAAUAUUUGAUUUGUGAACUACUGUUAAUUGAUAAACAUAUCUUCUGUCUUUUAGGCUGGUAUUCACACAAGCUCAGUAAGGAACCUGCGGUACGGUUGGUGGGCAUAUGCACUGGGCGAGAGGACAACCCCAAGGUUCAAGGAGAACAGCAAGAUAAUCUCUAUUGAUGGCAACCUGGCCUCAGGAAAGGGAGCGCUGGCCCGGAAUCUGGCUGACAAGCUGGGUAAUGAUCAGGCUGUUGUCAAUGCAAUUAUUGAUGUCUAAACUAAUUGUUUAUUAGGCUUUAUAAGUUGGGUAGUUAGAAGUUGAUAACGCCAAUCAUUUUCAUUUUUCUGACUCAUUUAAAGUGCAUAAGAAUGUGGCGUAGUUAUGGUAUUCUUUGGUAGUCCCAACAUUUUCCUUUUUUAAUCCCUUACCUUUCCUACCUUCUGGGACAAAACAGAAGGGCACAACGACCCCGUAGAUUGACAACAUGAACACUUUGCCUGAUGUCUGUAGGGAUGCUGUACAUGCCCGAGCCUGACACGCACUACUUGGACAAGAUGACAGAGGAGAAGGCGCCUCUGCCAACCGCCUUUAACGGUAACUGCAGCCUGGAGAAGUUCUACGCAGACCCCAAGGCUGCUGACGGGAACUCCUACCGGCUGCAGGCAUGGAUGUACCUCAUGAGGCUCUUGCAGUGGUCAGACGCCAUGGAACACCUGCUCACCACAGGUAUGGCUGGUUGGCUAAGGAAUGCGCUCACAUAUCACUCACAAAUUACAGCAAGAUUGUGUUAGGCUGUCGGGAAAAACAACAGACAUUUAGCUCUUGACCUUACGUUUCUGUAGUUAAAUUAAUGCCUAGUGUUAUUCUAAAUGUGUGUUUGCAUUUAGAUCUUAAACAAACAUUAUUCUAUUCAUGCUCUUCUCAUAAACUUUCUCUCACUCUAGGCCAAGGUGUGAUCUUAGAGCGCUCCCCCUACAGUGACAUGGUGUUUGUGGAGGCUAUGUUCAAACAGGGCUACAUCAGAAGACAGUGUAAGUACUGAAAUCCCUAUAACGAGGGUGGAACAGAUCUGAAUAGUCGUAUUGCAUUGUUAUGACUCAGAUCUGGUUUAACACCAACCUGAAAAUGUCAUGAUAUUGAAAGGUCAUUAGUGUUUUAAAUAAAUAAACUGGGUGAAUAAGCUUUUUUUCCUGUAUGCCACCAUAAAUACCAAGGGGGCAUUUUACAGUGCUGAGGUUGAUGAAUCUUGUAUGUUCUGUAAUGCAGGUGUGGACCACUACAAUGAAAUUAAAGGUAUCAGUAUCUGCGAGUUCCUUCCCCCUCACUUGGUCAUCUAUGUGGACACGCCAGCAGAAGAAGUGCAGAAGAAGCUGAAGACGUCAGGAAAGGUAGGGAGACCCAGGCAAAGAAAAUAUCAUCCAUACUAUACUCUUCUUGGCAUAUCGUCUGUCUGUGUGAAAGAUCAUCCAUUAUCAGGCGGCAGAACCUGUGGAAUGUGACUGAACAAGUUUUAUUCAACCGAUUUUUGAGACCUGUCCAAUAAUUAUUGUAAAUUGUGUGAAUGCCUGGCACCGCUAAAAGCUUUUCUUAUAUUGAUGUCGUUGGUGCUUUAAACUAAAAGCAUUUUAAUAUUGUCUCAAACUGUACAGUGGUUAUGAUCUAUUUCAGAAACAGAAAACAAUAUGCUCAGCCUGUUGCAAAUGGAGAUUAAUGUUCUUAAUUGGAAUCUUUAAUUUGCCAAAUGCCUAUGGUAAUCAGUCACAAUUACAGAAAUGAGUUAUGCUUUCCGGCAUGCGCUGCCCAUUUAGGAUCUCUCACACUUGGCAGGCAGGUGGGCCUCACACAGCCUGGUAGUUAUUAGCAUUGUGGCCCCAGACAUAAUCCCCUCUUUAAAGAUAAUCACGGAGGGUUGGUGGAAUCCGGUGCAAAUCAAGUAAAAUAUGGAGUCUUCGAGUAGUGCUUAGGACAAGUCAUCAGUGCUUAAAUCCUAGGCUAUUUUCAACUCGCGUCGUUUGAUUCAUGCUUUAGAUCAGUGUUCCAAGUUUUUUUGUUGUGUGUGUUAUUCUCACACGUCUCUGAUUGGAUUGAAGUGUAAAACAUAUGUUCAGGCAUCAGUUUUAAAGCUGAUAAAUUAGAAUCACACUCCCUUAGAGUUAUAGAUAUAUCCUUUCAGUGAAACACAUGACAGAGCUUUUUUUGCUUUGAAAAAUAAAACUUAUGCUGUGUGAGAACGUAUGCUGUGUGAAAAUGUAUGCUAUUCAAUGUUUAGGGUGCUUGUUAAAUAACCAUUUUCAUCUAAUGUCCUGUUCAGGCUAUAUGGCCGAAGGCUGCACUGUGUUUUUAGAUCGCUAAUAGUAGUGGACGUGUAGCAUUUUGGCACAAAACCAUCUGCUAAACUCCUCAAGGUUUUAAACUUAAUACUGGUCAAUAAAGGAAUAAAAUCAAGCUGAUGCCUGGAUAAGAAUCCAAGUGUGGCCCUUGGCAUAGAUUUGUAUCAGUUGCCAGUUCCCACUGAACCAUUUGAUAGUGUGUGCAAUGAGUAUUGUCAAGUUAGGCCUCAUUACCUUUCCACUCUACAAAUCAGAUCAUUGAAGGUGACAAUCUGUUUCAACAGCAGUUCCAAACUGAUCUUCUGCUUGUUGACCACUUUGGGUGAUAACUUUGAAUCCAUUUAAGGCACUUCUACUAAGCUUGCAAAAGUAUUCAUCCCCCUUGGUGUUUUUCCUAUUUUGUUGCAGUACAACCUGUAAUUUUAAUUUAUUUUAAUUUGGAUUUCAUGUAAUGGACAUACACAAAAUAGUCCAAAUUGGUGAAGUGAAAUGAAAAAAGUAAUGUGUAAAAAAAUAAUAAAAAAAUCUAAAGAUCGGAAAAGUGGUGCGUGCCUACGUAUUCACCCCCUUUGCUAUGAAGCCCCUAAAUAAGAUCUGGUGCAACCAAUUACCUUCAGAAGUCACAUAAUUAGUUAGAUUGCACACAGGUGGACUUUAUUUAAGUGUCACAUGAUCUGUCACAUGAUCUCAGUGUGUAUAUAUACACCUGUUCUGAAAGGCCCCAGAGUCUACAACACCAUCAAGCAAGCGGCACCAUGAAGACCAAGGAGCUCUCCAAACAGGUCAGGGACAACGUUGUGGAGAAGUACAGAUCAGGGUUGGGUUAUAAAAAAAUAUCCGAAACUUUGAACAUCCCACGGCGCACCAUUAAAUUCCAUUAUUAAAAAAUUGAAAGAAUAUGGCACCACAACAAACUUGCCAAGAGAGGGCCGCCCACCAAAACUCACAGACCAGGCAAGGAGGGCAUUAAUCAGAGAGGCAACAAAGAGACCAAAGAUAACCCUGAAGGAGCUGCAAUGCUCCACAGCGGAGAUUGGAGUAUCUGUCCAUAGGACCAUUUUAAGCCGUACACUCCACAGAGCUGGGCUUUAUGGAAGAGUGGCCAGAAAAAAGCCAUUGCUUCAAGAAAAAAAUAAGCAAAAGGCAUGUGGGAGACUCCCCAAACAUAUGUAAGGUUAUUCUGGUCAGAUGAGACUAAAAUUGAGCUUUUUGGCCAUCAAGGAAAACACUAUGUCUGGUGCAAGCCCAACACCUCUCAUCACCCCGAGAACACCAUCCCCACAGUGAAGCAUGGUGGUGGCAGCAUCAUGCUGUGGGGAUGUUUUUCAUCGGCAGGGACUGGGAAACUGGUCAGAAUUGAAGGAAUGAUGGAUGGCGCUAAAUACAGGGGAAUUCUUGAGGGAAACCUGUUUCAGUCUUCCGGAGAUUUGAGACUGGGAUGGAGGUUCACCUUUCAGCAGGACAAUGACACUAAGCACACUGCUAAAGCAACACUCGAGUGGUUUAAGGGGAAAUAUUUUAAUGUCUUGGAAUGGCCUAGUCAAAGCCCAGACCUCAAUUCCAAUUGAGACUGACUUAAAGAUUGCUAUACACCAGCGGAACCCAUCCAACUUGAAGGAGCUGGGGCAGUUUUGCCUUGAAGAAUGGGCAGAAAUCCCAGUGGUUAGAUGUGCCAAGCUUAUAGAGAAAUACCCCAAGAGGCUUGCAGCUGUAAUUGCUGCAAAAGGUGGCUAUACAAAGUAUUGACUUUGGGGGGGGGGGGGGAUGGGGUGAAUAGUUAUGCACGCUCAAGUUUUUUGUUCUUGUUUGUUUCACAAUAAAACAUAUUUUGCAUCUUCAAAGUGGUAGGCAUGUUGUGUAAAUCAAAUGAUACAAACUCCCCCAAAAAAUCCAUUUUAAUUCCAGGUUGUAAGGCAACAAAAUAGGAAAAAUGCCAAGGGGGGUGAAUACUUUCGCAAGCCACUGUAUUUUAUAUUUUCAAAUAGCCUAUUUUCUAAAGUGUGUUGUUGUUCCUGUCUUACCCUCAGAAUGUACCCCUACCCUAUCUGAAGAGCAUUGAGGAUGCCUACAAGAAGACCUACCUUCCCAAAAUCAGGUUAGUGGACUACAAAGCUGUCUAGUGAAGGGAAUACUAUCCUUGAUACUUCUGCGAUGACCACAUGGAUGGCUCUUCAUGAGCUCUUCACUCUUUUGAGAGAGUUUUUCUGUAUUUCAGUGAGAAUGCAGAAUUGCUCGCUUAUGAUGCAACCCAGGCACAAGACAUCGAGAGGGUAAGAAAAUACAGUGCAUGACUAGAGGCUAGGGAUGUGCAUCUUUCCCUUUUCAAGAUGAUUUGAUACGCAUCUAUACUGAACAAAAGUAUAAAGGCAACAUGCAACAAUUUCUAAGGUUUUAUUUAGGGCUGAACGAUUAAUUGCAUUCGCGAUAAUAUCGCGAUUUGACUGAACGCGAUUUUCUAAUCGCAACGUGCGCGAUUUGAGGUGGUCACGUGACGCGACUUUUCAUGCUGUCCAGCGCAAUGGCCUCUUGCUCGACGGAACAGUCAGAAACUGACACAGCUGAUACUUUAAUAUCGAAGAGGAACAGCACGUCGGUGGUGUGGAACUAUUUUGGUUUUAAAAAAGAAGAUGCUGAGCAGCGUCAGGUGUUGUGCAGAGCAUGCCGUGCUCCGAUUGCUACUUCACGGGGUAACACUACAAACCUGUUUCAGCACUUAAAAAAAUACCACAAAUCAAUGCAUGACAGUUGUAUGACCAAAAUGCCGAGCAUCAGUGCGCGAGACAAGCCAAAUACCUCAAGACAGGGAUCACUGACAGAAAUGUUCGAAAGUGUCACUCCGUAUGAACGUAAUUCAAAACGGCACGGAGAAAUCACUCGGACAAUAACCGAGUUCAUAGCCAAAGAUAUGAUGCCUCUCAGCACGGUGACCAAGCCUGGGUUCAUGGCAUUAAUACAUACGCUUGAUAAACGUUACAGUAUACCCUCCCGCACAUACUUCAGUCAGACUGCCAUACCGGAGCUGUACAAAAAGUGCAAAGAGAAAGUCGCCGCGGAACUUAAAACGGUGGAGUUUUUUGCUAGCACUACUGAUAUGUGGUCAAGCCGCACAGCUGAGCCGUACCAGAGUCUUACAGUCCAUUUUAUUGAUGAAGAUUUCAACCUCCGAGCUCGCUGCCUACAAACUACCUACUUCCCAGACGAUCACACAGGGGAAAAUAUUGCAGCCGGCCUGAGAGAAGGGCUUGUCAGCUGGGAUCUCCACGAGGAGAAUCACGUCUGCAUCACGACGGACAACGCGUCGAAUAUGGUGCUUGCUGCGCGGCUUAAUGAAUGGACGAGGCUCCAAUGUUUUGGCCACAGAUUACAUCUUGCCAUUGGUAAGUUAUCGUGUGUGUGUGUGUGUGUGUGUGUGUGUGUGUGUGUGUGUGUGUGUGUGUGUGUGUGUGUGCGCGAGUGCGAGAGAGAGAGAUGCGUCGAUUAGUAAAGCUGAAUAUACAAAUAUAUAUAAAUGAUAUUAUAUAAAUCGGAUGGGAUUAAAUAAAUUCAUACUUCCACUCCUUUUCUAAUAUGUAAAUUCAUUUUACUUGCUUAUAUCAUAUGUCUGUCUGUGGUGGAAUGCCCACCUGCAUUUUUUUUCUUUUCUUGUUUUUGUUUUUUACAUGUUUUUUUAGUGUUUAUGAGAGAGAGAGAGAGAGAGAAAGAGAGAGAGAAUUGACAUGCAAAUAAAGACCCUUUGAAUUGAGAGAGAGAGAGAGGAUGUGUUGUGGAUGUGUGUAUUUCAGAAUUACAGCUAAUUUGAGUGUGUAAUAGUGAGAGCCUUGUAUCAAAACUCAAAUUGUGUGUAAUACACUACUUUUUAUUUCUUUUAGAAAAUGCACUCAAAGAUGACAGAGUGUCAAGGGCAACAGCACUGUGCAGGAAGCUGGUGGGGCACUUUUCCCACAGUUGGAAGAAGAAAGCAGCCCUGACGGAGGCACAGAGUGAGCUCAAACUCCCUGAGCACAACCUCAUAACGGAGUGCCCAACAAGAUGGGGUUCUAAAGAAAUGAUGAUUGCCAGAGUGCUUGAACAGGCCAAAGCCAUUUCUCAGGUAUUGUCUGGAGAUCGAUAUGCACGCUCCCUUAUCCCAACCUGGCAGGAUAUUGACGUGUUGGAGUCGAUUCACAAGGCACUGCAUCCUCUACUGGAGUUUACUGAUGCUCUUUCUGGAGAGGAGUAUGUAAGCAUCUCCUACCUCAAGCCAGUUCUCCACCUUUUUGCCACAUCAGUCCUGGCUGAAGAUGCUGAGGACACUGACCUGACUAAAUCAAUAAAAACCAAAGUCCUAGCAUACCUCAAUAACAAAUAUGGAGACCCAAACAUCCAGGAGCUUUUGGAUGUUGCCUGUUUCCUGGACCCUAGGUUCAAAAUACAGUACAUCAGUACAGACAACAUCCCUGCUAUCAAGACUCGUCUGAAGACAGAGAUAGUAGACUUGGCACAACGUACAUAUCAUUGGGUAAAUAAUUAUGUAUUUCACAAAAACAAAAAUUUUCUGUAAAAUCUAACUGGAAAACUAAUGGCUGUUGUUUUCAUCUAAUAGGAGAAGAGGUCUCGUACUGAAACUGUUCAGAUGCCUCAAAGUGCACAGUCCUUGGGGGAAAAGACGAAGAGGUCUCUUGGCAGUUUUUUCAAGACCAGUUCAGCCUCUCCUUCUUUGCCUGUAAAUCUUGAAGAUGUCGCAGAGGCAGAGAUAAACAAUUACCUGAUGACUCCUACCAUUGAUGGAGAAGAUGAUCCAUUGGCUUGGUGGAGGGUGCACAAGAUCAGCUACCCACAGUUGUGCACCAUGGCACGCAAGUAUCUUUGUGUACCUGCUACAAGCGCUCCCUCAGAGCGUCUUUUUAGCACAGGAGGGAAUAUUGUGACUUGCACUCGCUCAGCCUUGAAGCCAGAAAAAGUCAAUAUUCUGGUUUUCUUAGCAAAAAACCUGUGAGCCACUGAGAACAGAACUGUUGGAUAAGUAUGGCUGGCAGUGCCAUACUCGUAGUGAACUUUAGUCUGUGUGGUGUGUUAUUGUUGUGUACUUGAGAUAAGUGAGGCUCAUCUAUUUUAUAUUAUAAUAUUCAAAUCGUUUAUAAAAAAUAGUUUGUCUAAAUUAAAAGUGCAUUUCUCAUUUUUUAUUUAUAACUUUAUUUACUUUGAUUUUACAAAAUAUUUUCAAAGCAAAUUCCUUGUUUCAGUUGUGUGAAAUGUUACUGACUUGGGAGCAGUAAGAUACAUACAAUUUAAAAUUAUUUUUUUCUUAAGACUGUACCUUUUGCACACAGUGUUUACAAAGUUCAUGCCUUUGUUUAAAUUAUUUAAAUGCACAGUGGCAAAGCCACAGAUGUUUCUGUAAUGAGCAGUUCAAUAAAAAUGUCAUUUAUUUCAAGUCAUACAUGUUUGAAUUUAAUUCUAACAAAUAGACCCAGCCUAUGGGAAAGAACAUUUCACACUAAAUGUAUAUACUAUUGUGUUGGUCAUAUUUAAAUCAUUCAUUAUGUUUUGUAGGGGAAAAAGGAUAAAUAAAUUAAAUUGCAUAUUAAAUCGCAAUCGCAAUAUUGGGGGCAAAAAAUCGCAAUUAGAUUAUUUUCCAAAAUCGUUCAGCCUUAGUUUUAUUGAGUUAGUUCAUAUAAGGAAAUCAGUCAAUUGAAAUAAGUAAAUUAGGCCCUAAUCUAUGGAUUUCACAUUACUGGGCAGGGGUGCAGCCAUUGGUGGGCCUUAGAAGGUAUAGGCCCACCCACUGGGGAGCCAGGCCCCGCCAGUCAGAAUGAGUUUUUCCCGACAAAAGGGCUUUAUUACCGACAGAAAUCCUCAGUUUCAUCAGCUGUCCGGUUGACUGGUCUCAGACAAUUCCAUAGAUGAAAAAGCUGGAUGUGGAGGUCCAGGGAUGGCGUGGUUACACGUGGUCUGCGUUUGAGGCCGUACUGCCAAAUUCUCUAAAAUGACAUGGGAGGCGGCUUAUGGUAGAGAAAUGAACAUUCGAUUCUCUGGCAACAGCUCUGGUGGACAUUCCUGCAGUCAGCAUGCCAAUUGCGCGUACCCUAAAAACUUGAGAGAUCUGUGGCAUUGUGUUGUGAUAAAACUGCACGUUUUAGUGGCCUUUUAUUGUCAUACUGUUUAAUCAGAUUCUUGAUAUGCCACACCUGGCAGUUGGAUGGAUUAUCUUGGGAAAGGAGAAAUGCUCACUAACAGGGAUGUAAACAAAUUUGUGCACAACAUUUGAGAGAAAUAAGUGUUUUGUUCAUAUGGAACAUCUCUGGGAUCUUUUUAUUUCAGCUCAUGAAACACUGGACCAACACUUUACAUGUUGCGUUUAUAUUUUUGUUCAGUAUAGAUACGUAGGCUCCGAUGCGAUACAGGAACGAGACGUUUUAGUUUGAAACAAUUCGGUUUGAUUAGAGGAACGAAUCGAUGCGAUUCGAUGCACUAACAUUUGUUGCGUAAACACAUUCAUUUUCCAUUGUAAAUUAACAUCUGUUGCUGAUGUAGCUCCUGAGCUUGGGUUCCUCUGAGCUGGAUCUGUCAAGAUGACUUCUGUGGUGUGUGUGUGUGUAAAGUAUGUCUAUGGUGUGUGUAGGCACCUGAGCUGAGCCAUAAGGGAAACUGGGCAUCUACCACCACACUAUCAGUUAGGGGGGGGGGGGGCGGCAAUGCUUGCUUUUUGUCCUCCCCUACAUUUGAUUUGAAUCUGAUCACCCACUAAGUAAUUUCUCAUUUUUGCAGAUGAAAAGUGUUAGCGUUAUGACACAGCCAGUGAAUAUACUGGAACAACUUUGGAUUUCAUUGCUUCUCUUCUCCCGCUUCGACCAUGCUUUUGCUACCCGCAUUGCAAUUGCUGUUCUCAUUAUGAAAUGAUCAACUUUACCCUGUAUAUCUAAAAAUGACCAUAUAUACUGAUUGUUUCAAGCAAAACUAACAAAACUAGUGCUGAUGGGGAACCAAAAUACAAUUUCAUGUAAGCCCCGAUUAGCAUGUAGCCUACCUAUAGCCAGAUGAGUUGUCUCCGGCGGUAGCUUAGGCUACUUUUAUAACACAAUUUUCAACAGCGCAUUUGAUUUAAAAAAAUUACCUAGCAAAUUACAUUGUGGUGAUGGGAGUAGGGGGAAACGAUACAGUUACAUAUCGGGAUAUUAUUUUUGAUGAUAUAUCGUAUAGUUUUGACAAUAUCGCAAUAUUAUUUUUACUCUAGUUGUCUGUACCUGCACCAAAAGUCCAGUAUUUUUCCUUCAUAGUUUGUUCGACAUCUUUUUGAAACAGGGAGCCAAUUUUGUUUUCAGCACAUUUAUUUCCAUGACUGAUUUUAUGGCUCUCUCGUCCCUCUGCGGCAGACAUAUGGUGAGCAAAAUGUUUGGAACAUCAAAUCGCAAUACAUAUAGAAUCGUGAGAAUCUGUUUAUUCUCGGUAAUACCAAUCAUCCCACCGAAGACAUUCUUUAAAAAGUAUACUCUGAUAUAAGACUUUAUAUGGGCAAAUAAAACUCAAAGAAUAAAAAGGAAAGUGCCUAAGUCUGAGGGGGAUUUUAACCUUCCAGACAUGGAAUUGUGUGUCAACUCGCCACCCAAGGCCUUUACUUGCGACAUACACGGAGUGUACAAAUUAGGAACACCUGACAUAGACAGACUGACCAGGCGAAUCCAGGUGAAAGCUAUGAUCCCUUAUUGAUGUCACCUGUUAAAUCCACUUCAAUCAGUGUAGCUGAAGGGGAGGAGUCCGGUUAACAAAUGAUUUUUAAGCCUUGAGACAAUUGAGACAUGGAUUGUAUGUGUGCCAUUCAGAGGGUGAAUAGACAAGACAAAAUAUUGAAGUGCCUUUUGAAUGGGGUAUGGUAGUAGGUGCCAGGCGCACUGGUUUGAGUGUGUCAAGAACUGCAACGCUGCUGGGUUUUUCACGCUCAACAGUUUCCCGUGUGUAUCAAGAAUGGUCCACCACCCAAAGGACAUCCAGCCAACUUGACACAACUGUGGGAAGCAUUGGAGUGAACAUGGGCCAGCAUCCCUGUGGAACGCUUUCGACACCUUGUAGUCCAUGCCUCGACAAAUUGAGGCUAUUCUGAGGGCAAAAGGUAAAUAUUAGCAAGGUGUUCCUAAUGUUUUGCACAUUCUCAUCCCCAGAAUCUUUUCACGUGUCUUUUCAAAGGAUAAAGCUAAGAACAUUAAAAACGUCAUAGUUAAGAACACUACAAUAUCACUCCCUAAAAAUACAACCUUAUGGAACAAUCCUUGGAUAGCUUUUCAGAAUUUACCGAUUUUUAAAUUGGUCCACAUGGAAAACUAAACACAUAGAAAACCUUAAAUGACUUGAUUUAUUUCCAUUACAGAAUUCAAAAGCAAUUCUGGACUGACCAAUGUAGAUAUUUUCAAAUACAAAUUCAAGAAAUUUCGAUUUUAAAUCUUGAGGGAACCCUAUUUGAGUCAGAAGUGGAUGUUCAUAUGAUAGAUGGUAUGAGAUACAAAGGCUCUCAUAGAGCCUAUCUAACUAACAGGCUCUCAUAGAGCCUAUCUAACUAACAGGCUCUCAUAGAGCCCAUCUAACUAACAGGCUCUCAUAGAGCCCAUCUAACUAACAGGCUCUCAUAGAGCCCAUCUAACUAACAGGCUCUCAUAGAGCCCAUCUAACUAACAGGUUCUCAUAGAGCCUAUCUAACUAACAGGCUCUUAGACAAAAAGAGCUGUGCUAUAAAGUCCAAAAGCUAUUGGCAGAGUUAAAAAGUUGGCUGUCAGAAGUAUUACUAUGUAAAUUUACUUUUAAUCCGUUUGUCUGCAUAGUUCAAGACAUGGCAUGUGAGGGUGCAGUGAGAUACCCGAUGGGUUGGACUUUCCUUUUCUCGUCAAUUAUCUUGAAAAAAAACGUACACUUAACUGGAAAUCAACCAAUCCUCCAUCGUUACCACAAUGGAAAGGUCAAAUGCUUUGUUAUCUAAAUGUUGAAAGUGCGUGGGUGACCGAGAGAAACAGGAUGGUGCAGUUUGAGGCCAUGUGGCGGAGAGUGAUGUGGAGAUGGGGGGGGGGGGGGGGUGAGCUGGUGGGUCUGGGCAGUGUUGAAGUUGUGAAUGAUGUUUGUGUGUGUAUGUUUUGUAAUGUAUAUUAUUUUAAAAAUAAUCGUACCCCAAUACAGAUUGUAAUAAAGCUGGUUAGACAACCCGAGACGUGGGGCAAGUACUGGAUUGAGCAGAGUAGCGGGACGCUGCCACCACCCUUAGUUUGACCGGUAUGGUCCGCCGUCAGAGGAUAGGACAUCAAAACUCAACACAGAUAUAGCAAACAAUGAUCUUUAUUAACUACACCCUUUCAUAAGACGGUGUGCAUGAAAUGCUAGGCGACCUGCUAAAUUCCUGCAGUCUCUGUAACCCAAUCAGAAGUACUACAAUGACCUGAAGGUGUAAGGCACACUAUUAAGCUAAAAAGUGACACAACGAAAGAGGACAUAACAUUGAACAUUUUAAAUGUAACAUUUUAAAAACACUUGGCUCUCCCAGUUGACUGGGCGUGUGCAACACCGUUGGACCGUUUGGCGUGGCUAGUGGGGGAGAUGGAUCGCAACCAUAGCAACCCCAUUUCUUAUCUGGUUCCCCAAAUUCCCCCUCACUACCUGUCUUCCCCACCGGCUUCCCUACCCAGCAGCGAAUGACAACCUCCCCCCAUUAAGAUGAGUGCAAUGUGGAUACUUGCAAAGGCUGCAAGCCCAAUGUUCAUCAAAGCACUGCUCCCCCGCCAAGACCUGCCGACGCUCUCGGCUCUGCCUUUAUCAGUUUCUCAGAGUCUGUCGAUGUGCCCUUGAGCAAGGCACUUAACCCUAAUUGCUCCUGUAAGUCGCUCUGGAUAAGAGCGUCUGCAAAAUGACUAAAAUGUAAAUGUAAAAUGUUCCUGGCAAUUCCCAGCCCUAUUACAUUGGUUGUCACUUAACUAAUAAAGCCUAAUAUUGCACAAACCAUUUUACAAACAUUUUAAUGCUCAAGGUGACCUGCAGAUGUGCCAGAUCAGGAAUAGGCCUACCUCUCUUUGGUCAGUGCACGAAGCUGCACACAGCGCGCAGUUUGACUAUCCUACUGAUAUUGCCUGGGUUUUUUUGGCAUGGAAAAUGACCUGUAGAUCAAUGGCUGUCAACAUAAUUGUAUGCUUAGUUCCACACUGAAGGAGAGGACGCAGUUGUCAGAAAAUAUUAGGUAUUUUCGGAAGGUAGAGCGAGAGGAAUUUGAGCAACAACAAAAAAAAGUUAGCCGCCGAUUUGUAACAUUUGAACCGAUUUUUCUGACCGAUGCAUGCUACAUUUGGAUCGGUUUGGGGUCACGCAGACUGAUGCACUCAUGUCUUAAACAUUUGAAACGGGACUGAUUCGUAUGGGUGAAUCGCUACAUCUCUACUAGAGACAUGGAUAAUAAUUGGAGACCCUUGUAGUUUCUGGUGAGAACACAAACAUGCUGUUGAUGUUAUGUUAUAGGUCUUCCCAAUGCAUGAACCUGAAAUGCACUGAUUGCUAUUGGUAACCCCUCUUAUUCCCUUACAGAAUCCUCUCGUCAAAAUAGACUUACAUUUCUUUUAGUUUUUCUCAUCUACAGAUUGCAGAAGACAUUGAGUACUUGAAGUUCGAGAAAGGACCUUGGGUAGAACAGGAUGAUGUCACAUUACACUACAUGAGAAUGCUGUAAGUAUAACCACUUCAUUUGUUCCCUACAUGUGUAGACCUAAAACAAAGUGUUGUCGGUACAUUCCUGUCACGUACAGUACAUGGGUAGGCCUAUACUGUAUAGUUCAUAUUGGCACUCUGUAGGCCUCAUCAGCCUGCUGUUUUCCUGCCUCUCUCCCCCCAGGGUGGAAGACAAGAUGAGGGUGGCAGACCUGACCCUUGUACCCAACUUCCUCCCUGAGGUCACCAUCGGAGCUCACGAGUAUGACGCAGGCUACUACGCCUUCAAAUCGGUAAGGGAGAAAAGUGCUCUACUUCUCUAAUGAUGUUAGAUCACCUGAUAUAUCCAGACUACUUCACUAAUGAUGUUAGAUCACCUGAUAUAUCCAGACUACUUCACUAAUGAUGUUAGAUCACCUGAU